This is a messenger RNA of Eutrema salsugineum, 1515 nucleotides long. Its product is annotated as auxin-responsive protein IAA8. Gene Ontology annotation, biological process: regulation of DNA-templated transcription. Gene Ontology annotation, cellular component: nucleus. The transcript has 6 exons. The coding region runs from base 279 to 1283 and encodes 334 amino acids. Gene Ontology annotation, molecular function: protein binding. NCBI's taxonomy places the organism in Eukaryota, Viridiplantae, Streptophyta, Magnoliopsida, Brassicales, Brassicaceae. The record is from RefSeq and is a predicted model, not a curated record.
ACUUUUGUAAAUAAUUACCAAAAUUGCCACUCCUUCCAUGUUUUGUUCUCCUCUCUUCUUGAAUGUUGCGCUUUUUGUUUAAGCUUUCUGGUUCAUUUUCCAUGGAAGGACCUUGAGCUCUCUGCUUCUCUUCUCUCCUCUCUUUCGCUAAAUUUCGUGCAAAUUUCUCUUUCACUACUUCCUUUCUUUCCUUUCUCUCCCUCUCUCUCUCGUUGGUUAAUUUGAUCUUCUACUGUGUUCGUCUUCUCUCUCCAGAGUCCUCUUGAAACUAAGAUCUGAUGUCUUAUCGAUUGCUAAGUGUGGAUAAGGAAGAUUUGGCCACACCACCUGGUCUGAAGGAACGAAACUACUUGGGUCUGUCUGAUUGCUCCUCUGUUGACAGCUCAACCAUUCCCAAUGUUGUUGUUCCAGAGAUUGAGAAGAGCAAUCUCAACUUCAAAGCUACAGAGCUAAGGCUAGGCCUUCCUGAGUCUCAAUCUCCCGAGAGAGAAACCGAUUUUGGUCUGCUAAGCCCGAGAACGCCUGAUGAGAAGCUUCUCUUCCCGCUUCUCCCUUGUAAAGACCAUGCCUCUGGAGCUACUACAGUGCACAAGAAUGUUGUCUCUGGCAACAAAAGAGGAUUCUCUGAUACUUGGGACGAGUUCUCUGCUGUGAAAGGAUCCGUUAGACCUGGAGGUAUCAACAUGAUGCUGUCUCCUAAAGUUACAUCCAACACCAAGAAUGAUGUCAAGAAAUGCAUUCAAGAAGAAAGAUCCAAUGCUAAGAGUGGCUUGAAACAUGCACCUGCUGCCAAGGCACAGGUUGUUGGUUGGCCUCCGAUCAGAUCUUACAGGAAGAAUACAAUGGCGUCUUCUACUUCGAAGAACACUGAUGAGGUUGAUGGGAAACCUGGUCUUGGUCCUUUGUUUGUGAAGGUGAGCAUGGAUGGUGCUCCGUAUCUGAGGAAAGUCGACUUGAGGACUUACACUUCCUAUCCACAGUUGUCUUCUGCGCUUGAGAAAAUGUUCAGCUGCUUCACUCUUGGUCAAUGUGGACUUCAUGGAGCUCAAGGGAGGGAAAGACUGAGCGAGAUCAAACUGAAGGAUCUUCUUCAUGGAUCGGAGUUUGUGCUUACUUAUGAAGACAAAGACGGUGACUGGAUGCUCGUUGGAGAUGUCCCAUGGGAGAUAUUUACUGAAACAUGUCGGAAACUGAAGAUCAUGACUGGCUCUGAUUCUAUUGGCUUAGCUCCAAGGGCAAUGGAGAAAUCGAAGAACAAAGAGCGAAUCCCUCUCAGGGCUUGAAACAAAGAGGCUCAAGACAAAAACUUUAUGCACAGUUCCAAUGUUUCAAGUCUUCUUUUACUGAUAUGUUUGAAAACUCUUUUGUUGAGUCUUUUACUAAUCUGUGUUUGUAAGACUUUGGAAUCUCUUAUUUGUAUGUGGCUUGUUCAGAACAAAUACACUUGCUCUCGUGUGUGUUCUACUUUGAUCUUCAACACUUGUUAUUUCAUAUGUUUUAGAUUUUUCUGCCUUU